This is a messenger RNA of Alternaria arbusti, 2412 nucleotides long. RefSeq lists its product as uncharacterized. Bases 1 to 2412 code for a protein of 803 amino acids. The record is from RefSeq and is a predicted model, not a curated record. The transcript is spliced from 3 exons. NCBI's taxonomy places the organism in Eukaryota, Fungi, Ascomycota, Dothideomycetes, Pleosporales, Pleosporaceae.
AUGACUAGAACUCGAUCGUCCUGGGUACCAGCCCUGCUGCUCAUGAGUGCAACGGUCACUCAGGCAGUACUUGAUCUUCACAAUACUCACAUACGAACCGAAGUCUCGGGCAGACGUAUCGACAAUUUGGUAUCGGGACUCGACUGGCAACGACGGGAUACAGAGGCACUCAACGUACCUGCUGCCGAGCAAGCCAGUGCACUGGACAAUGGAAACAUUGCCGCCAGGCUUGCACAGAACGGCCUCGACGCAAACGCCUUGUUGAAUGGGCUCGCGCAAGGCCAAGGACAAGGCCAAAGGAGUGGCAACAGAGAUAUUAACACGAAUGAUGUCGGUGGAGACCUCGCAAACCAGAUUGCCGGUGGGGGCUCCACGAGCGUUGACGACAUCCUCAUUGGGCUUAAUGGGCAAAAGCAGAGUCCAUCGACAAACCAGACCAGCAACCCGCAGCCGCAGGGCCAGAGUGGUGCGCAAGGAACGACACAGGGUGCCAACCAAGGAGCAGCAGGUGGCAUCAAGUCGAGCGACAUUGCUGGAGAUCUUGCAAACCAGCUGGCCCCCAAACCCGGUUCUAGUCAGAGUGGCAGCGCCGAUAUUGCUGGAGAUCUAGCGAAUCAACUCGCACCAAAUGGACAAGGCCAACUACCAUCCCAGUCUGGAGCACCACAAAAUGGGAGUAACUUUCAAACUAUUCAGAUAGUUCAGACUAUCGUCACUCAACCCAAUGGCCAGGAGAUUGCAGCAACGCUUGUCGAAGCACCGCCGCAGGGAGCAGCCGAAACGACACCUCCCGCUGGAGAAGCGCCGGCAGCAGCAUCGCCAUCAGCCCCAGCUGAAGCAACGUCAGCAUCGUCACCAGCGGCCGGAGAAGCCACUGCCAUAUCGUCAUCAACCGCCGUAAAAGCACCAGCUGAAGCAUCUGCUUCAUCACCGGCAGAGGCAGAGGCACCAACUACGUUGUCUUCAGCUAAAGGGGAAGCACCUGCAGAAGCAGCACCGGCAUCGUCACCAGCCAAGGGAGAAGCAUCAGCUUCGUCAUCAGCUGCCGAAGAAGCCUCAGCUACAUCGUCGAAGGCUGCGGCCGAGGCACCAGAGGCAGCCACUGCAUCAGCAUCGUCUGCCGCUGUCGAGAAGCCGACAGAGGCGUCCGCUUCCUCCAAGGUGGUAAAGACAGUCUUCCCCGCUGGAAAGUCAGCUCUGCCAAAAGUGACCCCUAUUCCCUGGACGAAUGCGCCUUCCCAGAUGGGAGGUAUGGCUGCUGGAAACUCAAGCAGCAUGGGUGCUAAGGGGGCCGCUAUGCCCGCUGCUGAGCCUAUGCAGACAGCCAGUCUAGCGGAAAGCAAGAACUCUACUGGUUCGGCAGCCGCCAUGGCACCUGCAGCUGCUGUGACUGUAUCGGCCGGAUCAGAGCCCGCAGCUGGCGCUCAAGGUGCUUCAAAUUCCACUUCCGCCAGUACUGCAGCGAUCGACUCGGCCAAGCUUACGGCCGGAGGUCUUGCUGCAACGACAACAACUGCAGUAGGCAUGGCAGUCACAGUCAAAGCCGAUGGAAACAGUACUGCUGGAGUUGCCAGCGCUUCUGGUGGAGGUGGAGCAGCAGCCGCGAUUACGGUUGUCGCCGGCUCAGGAUCUGGAACGAACGGUACUGCAUCCUCGGGUGGUGCAGCAGCCGCGGUCACUGUUGUCGCAGGCGGAGGAAGCAAUGGGACCGCCGCCGGCCUCGCGGGAGCUACAACUACCACAAAAGCUGCGGCUGCAGUCACCGUCGUCGCAGGAUCUGGUGGUGCAGCCGCUGCUACAGCAGCUUCUCAAUGCAACUGCGCUUGCAUGUGUCCGGCUGGAUCUUUCCCCAUGUCUGCACCACAGGCCCAGCCCUUCCAACUAGGAUCCAUGAGCAGCGCGCCAACAAUGAGUCAAAGUACCAUGCAGACUGUCGUGGGCAGUGCGGUAACUGUUGAGGCCGGGGGUUCACCACCCCCUGGAGCACAGCAGGCUGCUUCGACAAGCUCAAGCAGCACCGUAGCUAUCGACUCGGCUACACUGACUCGGCCUGGCCUUGUCGCAGGAACCACGACCAGUGCGGCUGGAGCGGGUGUUACUAUGAUGGCUAGCGGAUCUGCUUCUGCUUCUGCUUCUGCUUCUUCGGCGGCUGCAACAUCAUCAUCUGCAAGUGUAACACCAUCUGUCGAGGUAUCGCUUGCACCAGCAGCUUCUUCCUCUCCUGCAAAAGCAACAACAAGCGCGCAGGCUCAGAGUCAAGUUGCAGCCGGCGCCCCUGCGCCAACGCCCGUUGAAGAGCCCCUACCUUUCGAUAUCAGCACUGUUGCGCUACAGAGUCGUGUCACGGUGAAUCUCGGAAGGAGGUUGGUGAAGCCGACGCCGGAGGUUCAGGCAGCGAUGUGGUGGUGGUAG